AUGAAGUUCCUCUCCGCAAGAGACUUCCAUCCACUUGCCGUCCUGGGGCUGAUGCUGGCGACGGCCACUGCCCUCCCUACCUCACAAGUCCGGAGAGGAGACCACACAGAGGACACCACCCCCAACAGACCAGUACACACCACCUCGCAACAACUCGGAGGCCUGAUUAGUUACAUCCUCAGGGAAGUCUUCGAAAUGAGAAAAGAGUUGUGUGAUAACAGUCCUGAUUGUAUGGCCAAUGACGAUGCUUUGUCAGAAAACAAUCUGGAGCUUCCAGCAAUGCAAAGAAAUGACGGAUGCUUACAAACCGGAUACAAUCGGGAACUUUGCCUAUUGAAAAUCACCUCUGGUCUUCUGGACUACCAGAUCUACUUGGAGUUCGUGACAAACAAUGUACAAGAUAACAAGAAAGACAAAGCCAGAGUCAUUCAGAGUGCUACCAAAACCCUAAAUCAGAUCCUCAAACAAGAGGUAAAGGAUCUAAGUAGAAUAGUCACGCCUAGCCCAACUGCCAAGGCCCUCCUACUGGAGAAGCUGGAGUCGCAGAAGGGGUGGCCAAGGACCAAGACCAUCCAGCUCAUCCUGAAAGCACUUGAAGAAUUCAUAAAGAACACCAGGAGGGCUACUCGACAAAACUAG
Microtus oregoni (creeping vole) is the source of this 639-nucleotide messenger RNA. It is a transcript of the gene Il6, whose product is annotated as interleukin 6. The transcript is spliced from 5 exons. The coding region runs from base 1 to 639 and encodes 212 amino acids. Gene Ontology annotation, molecular function: growth factor activity; cytokine activity; interleukin-6 receptor binding. Lineage: Eukaryota; Metazoa; Chordata; Mammalia; Rodentia; Cricetidae. Gene Ontology annotation, cellular component: extracellular region. Gene Ontology annotation, biological process: immune response; T-helper 17 cell lineage commitment; positive regulation of cell population proliferation. The record is from RefSeq and is a predicted model, not a curated record.